AUGCCGACUCCCACCCCGCCACCCCCAACUCCUUGGCAUUGCCGACCUCCCACCACAUCUACCACCCUCGCCGAUAUGCCACGACACGUCUCCCAUCAUCGCCCGCCCAACAUCGCCCAAUCCUCCAGUAACACAGCCCUCGGACCCCCGAUCUCGACGGUUGGAGCUCUUUGGAUUCGCGGCACACCUUCCAGCAUGCCCCGGCCAUACCAACCACCUGUCCAUAACGGCAAUCGGCACGACAACCCCCCCCUUUCCCCAUCUCCUCUCUCACACUCGACCUCCGCAUCUGCCCAGCCCGCUCUCACCUGCCAUUUGUCGACCAGGAUGAAGGGGUGA
Messenger RNA from Cyclocybe aegerita, 339 nucleotides. NCBI's taxonomy places the organism in Eukaryota, Fungi, Basidiomycota, Agaricomycetes, Agaricales, Hemipholiotaceae. The record is from the annotation of a GenBank genome assembly.